Echinococcus granulosus is the source of this 873-nucleotide messenger RNA. RefSeq lists its product as hypothetical. The record is from RefSeq and is a predicted model, not a curated record. The transcript is spliced from 9 exons. Bases 1 to 873 code for a protein of 290 amino acids. NCBI's taxonomy places the organism in Eukaryota, Metazoa, Platyhelminthes, Cestoda, Cyclophyllidea, Taeniidae.
AUGUUGUCUAACAACCUUCCACCACUGCAAGUCGAAUGGAUGCUUUAUGCUAACCAGCAAACAUGUAAUCUUACAAAUGACACGAUGCAGAUAAAUUGUUUACUUGCACCAGAGGUGAAAGGCAGUUUGAGUGUCCAGAUCAGUAUAGUCUAUGCCCUGAACUUAAAACAGAAUGAUCCUACUCGUUUCAAGGCAAGCAAAACAUUACUGAUUGGAAACAAUGUAUCACGUUUUAGCUCGUAUUUGCAAAUUUACACCGUAAGACAUUGGUGGAUCGGUACAUUGACAAAAAUGAUGAGAAGAAAAAAUGGAAGACAUCGAGCCAAUGCACCGUUGAAAAGGAAAGAGGAGGUGGUUAGUUUACCUCCUUCCCUUCCUUCUCCUCACUUAUUAAAUCAACUUUAUUUUGUAAAAGCAUGCCCUCAUUUUUGGAAAAUUGGCAUUAAAACCCUUUUUAAUUUCUACCCUUUUCAAAAGACAUUUUCCCCGUUUGUACAUUUGAAGGGACUCUUAUCAUACCGUGAGGAGGUUUUGGUGGGAGAAUAUUCCAAACACAAUGCUGUUUUGCGGAUAGUCUUUCUGUCUAAAAAAUGUUUCGUUUAUUUUUUAUACCAAUGUGGACCUUCCGUUUUUAUGGAAGAAAAGGCUAUCAAACUCCAAGAUACAAAUGGGUUAGAUCAUUUUGGCAAUUGUCCAUCUAAAGUUCGUUUUCGCAGAAACUCAAACGUCAUUCAAGUAAAAGCGCAUCCAGAAUCGAAGGAGAGAAAACAGAAAACAAUACCUCCUUUCUACUUGAAAAAAGUCCCAUUUGACCCCCGCCUUUUUUCACCCAAAAUAAUUGAACACACAGACGUCGGCUUUGACACCUUUUAA